Messenger RNA from Oncorhynchus kisutch (coho salmon), 3796 nucleotides. RefSeq names its product testis-expressed protein 47. The transcript has 8 exons. The coding region runs from base 205 to 981 and encodes 258 amino acids. NCBI's taxonomy places the organism in Eukaryota, Metazoa, Chordata, Actinopteri, Salmoniformes, Salmonidae. Gene Ontology annotation, molecular function: blue light photoreceptor activity; FAD binding. The record is from RefSeq and is a predicted model, not a curated record.
UGGGUCUGUUAUCAGUGGAUCUGUUGGCAGUCUUGCGUACUGCAGCUGAGCGCAGAAGGAUUGGCUUUAUUGCACUAGGGGGAACAGUAGGUAUCCAGGAUAUACCAGGCAAGUGGUAAACACAAAGGGAGGGCUAUCUGCUGCUGCUGCCCCAGUCAGUACUUGACUGAGAGAGAGACAGACAGAGAGAAAAAGAGAGAAGAAAUGGAGACAUCCAGCCAGCUACUAAGUCUUGACCAAAAGAAGGAGGAAGAUGUUGGGACUAGCUUGUUUCACUGCCAUAUGAAGCAAAGAAGGCGUUUUAAUCCUCAAGAGGAGAUGAAGUUCCUGUUACACCGGUUGAUAGUCGUCGCCAGCCUCCCCCAGCAACUCGCAGACAGGAAAGACCUGGGAGUACACUACGAAGAACUGAACCAGCGCUUGCAGAGGUAUUACCAGGGAGAUGCUAUCACAGGCCUGCUUUUGCUUUACCCAACCUGCAUGCUUCAUGUCAUUGAGUCCUCCAGCGAGGUUCUUGUGUCUCUGCUGCAGGAUCUGAGGGACAUGCAGGAACGGCCACACUGUGUCCUGAUCGAGGCGCCCAGGGUCCUGGUGAUGUCACAUGACCUUCCCAGCAGGUUGUUCCAGCAGUGGAGCUACAAGGUGCUGAAUGUGCCGGCUAGGGUGGGUAGGAUGCUGAGUAGAGACGGGCCAGAAGAGGAGGAGGAGGAGGACACCGACACACUGGUCAGCACCACCCUGUCUAUGCUGCUCAAGCUGGGGAAUCACCUCCUCAAAGCCACCAAGGGGUCAAAUAUGCCUCUGGGCUCUGUUCUGGAUGAAGUACCAGAGAUGAUAGUCCCCCAGGAUAUCCUGGUUCAGCUCCUGUCCAGAGGAGACCUUCUGAGCCCCCAGCAGUACCUGCAGGCCUACCACACCCCUCUCCACAUCCUCAUGGACUCUGGGCACGCGUUUGGAAGCAGUCAGCUAACUACAGUUUAGUGUUUGGCCAAAAGGUCAAAGAGCGUACUUGGCCUCCAUCCGAGCAACUUCGAUGUGAAUUCUGACUUCUGAUGUGAUACAACUAGACAUUUGAAUGUGCUUCCUACUCAAUCUGUUUUCAGGGUUCAUGCCUGGUUAUUUGUAUGUGUUAUUGAGAACUGCCAUUCAUCUGGACUGUGUGACACAUUCAACUCUAAAUAAUUGUCCUUGCUCCACAAAUGGAUACUACAUAACAAGAUACAUUGUUUGAUACUGUAGUGUUAAAAUACACAGGGACUGCAGGGUAGGUUUGGUUGUAUAUUGCAAAUAUUUCAUAAAUAUUUUACUGGAUGUGAACUGGUAUUGGAUGUAUUUUCUUUCCUGUGUAUAUACUGUCACAUCCACGCCAUACUCACAAUAAGGCAUGAUUAAAUACACAUUUAAAAAAAACAUUUUUUAAUAGUUUCAACAUUCUGAUGAGCAUUGUUUUUGAUCUUACAGGACAUGUCCAUUGUUCCACUCUGUGACUGGGAGGGAGUAUGUCCCCUCUCUUUAUUUUAGUGUCCCCAAUGUCACUGCAGUUUGACAUAGUACUGUAGAGCCUUUAUAUCUAAAAGCAAUAUCUCUGGAGCAUCAAUCUUCCAUUUUAUUUUGACCCCCUUGUGUUAAUUUAUUACUUGAACAUAAACUAUGCAAAAAGAUUUAUUAAAAGGUACUUUCUUACCAAACAAUAGCUGCAUGCACCACAGUGUCAUAACUUACAAAUGUUCAGAGGCAAACCAGGUGUGUUUUAUCCCACAUUUAUUCAGGCUUGGCUGAUUGGCCAACCAAAAAAGGUGUAUCUUUGUUUUGCCUAAUAUGAAGCAGGAGGGUUUUUUCAUCUGAUGGAUAAGGGGAUUGAUUUAUGCCUAUAUAAGGCUAUCCUCAGAGAAUAACUCAACGUUUGCAGACAAAAAUAAAUACACUGCCAGUCAUCCAUUCAGUUUCACUGUCAAUCUGUUCCUGACUCAUUAGGCAAAAAAAGCUAGAAGUUGGAUGCUAUAUUGUCUCCGAGUUGUAUUAAGUCAUUAAGUUUGGCAAUUAUUAAGCCAUGCUUCUAGAUGUACAGUACUUCAUAUAUUGAUGUGACUCUGCUUGGUGAAUAGUUGAUUGACUGGAUGAAAAGUUGUAGCUCAACAAAAAUGCAAAACAGGAACUGUGGACUGAUAAACUGAUAGGGCAGAACUGAAUAAUUCUACCUGCAUUGCAAGGUCCUUUUUCUUUUCACAUAUAAAAAUAAACAUGACAAGGACAGGUAAAUAGGACCAAAGGUAAUUUCACAAGCAUGAUGACAAAGCAUGCUGCUGAUUUUCACACGUGGGACAAUGUCUAGUCAUAACCCCCAAGCCUAUUCACAUCACUACCAAACAUCUGUCCAUCCUGUUAAAACUACAUCCACAACACAGAGAAUUCCCCCUAAAAACAACCUGAGGCAAACAGUCCAAAUAGUCACCAGUACAUUCCACCUAUUCAUUUAAAAAAAGGCCUUUUCUCUUACAGUAACUCAACAGACAUGCUUAGAAAAACUGUAACAGUGGAAAUAGUUUGAGGAAUCUCUCUUACCAACAACUGCCCUUGGUACACAGGAUUUCUGCUUUUAAUAAUAAAGUUGUGUGUUCAAUAAAUAUGUACAAACCAUCACUUCAUAAAAAGAAGACAACCCCUUUUACAGAACAGCAACAGAACAGCACAUUAUCACCACAGACAGAAGUCCAGAUAGACACGUAACUGAACAUUCAGUUCAACAUCCAAAUUGUAAGAACAGCCUUCAAAAAUGUUAAUGCAAUUUAGUCUAUUUUAUAAUUUUUUGAAUCCUCAAAAUCAUAUGCCAUGGUUGGCAUUUGUUGCAAGUAAUGAUACAAAAGACAAAAGCAAUAAAACAUCAAUAUAAACUGUAAAAAACUUCAAAUCAUUUUAAAGAGAGUGGGACCCCCUUCAUCUUUGAGGUUUCUCUGUUUCUGUGUUCACAAAUACUGUAAUUGCACUUUCUUUUAUCAUUUUGAACUUCAACAUUUUUCUUCUGGAAUUGUCUACUCAGCAUUGCGUUGAACUAUAUUGCUUUCAGGGGAGGAUAUUUGUCUUCUACACUGGGGAAUAUACUCUGUACUGUAAGGUUGGAAUAACUAGGUUGACUCAACUGUUUUUUGCCUCGUAGGGAUGGUGGUCCCCUUCUAACUUACCUAUUGACAAUCACAAAUACAUCCCUUACAAUAGCUCUACUGGUCAGGCUGUCGACUAGUGGAAACACACAGUGACGCAGCACUUUCCAUUCAGACAUACUGUAUUAUUAAGCUCCCGGCUGAUGACUCUGCACUAACAAUCCUAGAAAAUAGAUUUAACCUUUAAUCUAUGUCCGUGUUAUAUGGUAUUAUUUAAAGCUUGCGGCUGAUAACCGUGCAAAGCUUUACUGCAUUUCGUUAAGUGUGAAUCUGGCAAUAUUGUGGUCAGGACCAGAACAACACGGACAUGUCAAUAAAUAAAUACUUUCAGUCAAUAUUUAUAUUUUUCUUAUCUUAAUAUAUAUUUGAUCCUCUCCCCCUGUUUUAUAUACACACACAUAUACAGAGGCGUCAGUAUUUACAAUAGUGUUGUGAUGGAUAAAACAUAUAGCACUUGAACAUAAGUGCAUGAAAGGGCAGCGUUUGUUGUGGCUUCCAGGCAAUAAUCAGUGUUAUGGAUGGAACAUUUCGAAGGAGAAAAAGUCAUAGGUCUGUAUAGGUCAUGGGCGGGCGCCUCACCUUUGAACCCCAACACCGGAUAAACCGAUUGGACCAUUGGUCUUUUGUGCUGUGGAUGU